Messenger RNA from Verticillium alfalfae VaMs.102, 660 nucleotides. Its product is annotated as transmembrane emp24 domain-containing protein. The record is from RefSeq and is a predicted model, not a curated record. The transcript is spliced from 3 exons. Gene Ontology annotation, biological process: endoplasmic reticulum to Golgi vesicle-mediated transport; Golgi organization; intracellular protein transport. NCBI's taxonomy places the organism in Eukaryota, Fungi, Ascomycota, Sordariomycetes, Glomerellales, Plectosphaerellaceae. The coding region runs from base 1 to 660 and encodes 219 amino acids. Gene Ontology annotation, cellular component: endoplasmic reticulum-Golgi intermediate compartment; endoplasmic reticulum; Golgi apparatus.
AUGAGGUCCUUCCUCCCUCUCCUGUCGAUGAGCGCCGUUGCGCAGGCCCUCUACUUCUACAUCGACGGAACGACCCCGAAGUGUUUCUUUGAGGAGCUCCCCAAGGACACACUCGUCGUUGGCCACUACACCGCCGAAGAGUGGGACGACAGGAUCAACAACUGGGCCAAGCACGACGGCAUCAGCAUCUACAUCACCGUCGACGAGCUCUUCGACAAUGACCACCGCGUCGUCUCCCAGCGCGGUGCCGCCGCGGGCAAGUUCACCUUCUCCGCUGCCGAUGCCGGCGACCACCAGCUCUGUUUCACCCCCUCGUCAACAUCGGGCCGCUCCGGCUGGUUGAGCCAGUCCUCACACAACGGCGGCAUCCGCCUGACGCUCGACCUCGCCAUCGGCGAGACCUCCCGAAUCGAGUCGGCCGACAAGGAUAAGCUGCAGGACGUCGCCACCCGCAUCAAGGACCUCAACGCCAGGCUGCAGGACAUCCGUCGCGAGCAGGUCUUCCAAAGAGAACGCGAGGCCGAAUUCCGCGACCAGUCCGAAGCCACCAACUCCCGUGUCGUCCGCUGGAUGAUCAUCCAGCUGACCGUCCUCGCCGGCACCUGCGCGUGGCAGCUGUCACAUCUCCGGUCCUUCUUCAUCAAGCAGAAGCUCACGUGA